AUGGCUACAGAGGGGGUUUGGCAGAACAUCACUGCCCUGUUCUCCAGUUUGAUCAUCCAGGGUGAUUCGAAAAACCCUUCUGGCUUGUCAGCCUCACGAACCUUGGAAGGUUUCUCACGGCUCCCAGAAACGGUGCGCAUCAAAAUCUGGAGAUAUUCUCUACCUGGCCCACGUCUUGUUCAUAAGGAGCCACCGGCAAUAGAUAAAUUCGUUGUUCUUGGUAUCGCGGAAACAAAAGAGUUGAAUGUUCAAGAUCGAAUUGAAGAUGUCAUGGACACUAGCUACUCUGCCAGGGUUAUAUAUCCAGAUCUGAAGAAGGUUAUCUUCGUUUUGGAGAAAGAUAAAAUCGAAGAGCGACUGGCACAAACCCUUGAGAACAAAGAGAAGAAAAGGAAGAUAUAUGAAGUGCCCAAAGGGAAAUUUGGGGACCGCAUACCUUGGAUCUGCAGGCUCUUUAUGAGUCAAAAUGAGACUCAAAUGUUCCACAUGAGCUCUUGA
Molecule: messenger RNA, 498 nt
Organism: Sclerotinia sclerotiorum 1980 UF-70
Lineage: Eukaryota; Fungi; Ascomycota; Leotiomycetes; Helotiales; Sclerotiniaceae
Exons: 3
Coding region: 1-498 (165 amino acids)
Source: RefSeq, a predicted model, not a curated record